Messenger RNA from Rhinocladiella mackenziei CBS 650.93, 3069 nucleotides. Its product is annotated as calcium-translocating P-type ATPase, SERCA-type. Gene Ontology annotation, biological process: intracellular calcium ion homeostasis; calcium ion transmembrane transport. The record is from RefSeq and is a predicted model, not a curated record. The coding region runs from base 1 to 3069 and encodes 1022 amino acids. Gene Ontology annotation, molecular function: P-type calcium transporter activity; ATP binding; ATP hydrolysis activity. Gene Ontology annotation, cellular component: membrane. NCBI's taxonomy places the organism in Eukaryota, Fungi, Ascomycota, Eurotiomycetes, Chaetothyriales, Herpotrichiellaceae. The transcript has 3 exons.
AUGGAGCAAGCAUACGUCCGCUCAACUGCGGAGGUUCUAAGACAUUUCAAUGUCACUGAAUCAGCCGGUCUGUCGUCUGCGCAAGUCGCAGAAGCUCGGAAGCGGUAUGGAUGCAAUGCGCUCCCAGAAGAUCCCCCGACCCCUCUCUGGCAAUUGGUUCUCGAACAGUUUAAAGAUCAACUCGUCCUGAUACUUCUCGGUUCCGCUGCGAUAUCGCUUGUUCUGGCCUUAUUUGAAGAAUCUGAUGACUGGACUGCAUUUGUGGAUCCUGUGGUGAUCUUGACAAUUCUCAUCUUAAACGCAAUUGUGGGCGUCACGCAGGAAAGCAGCGCAGAAAAGGCGAUUGCGGCUUUGCAGGAAUACUCCGCAAAUGAAGCCAAAGUGGUUCGUGAUGGGCAAAUGCAAAAAGUCAAGGCAGAAGAGCUGGUUCCUGGUGAUAUUGUCACAAUUGCUAUCGGAGAUCGUAUCCCGGCGGACUGUCGAUUACUUUCAAUUCAGAGCAAUAGCUUUGCAGUCGAUCAAGCCAUUCUGACGGGCGAAAGCGAGAGCGUGAACAAAGAUUGCAAGCCCAUCAAAGAUGCGCAAGCCGUGAAACAAGACCAGAUCAACAUGCUCUUCUCCGGCACUACCGUGGUCACUGGACAUGCCGCAGCAAUCGUUGUUCUUACUGGAAGUUCCACGGCUAUUGGCGAUAUUCACGAGAGUAUUACCUCGCAGAUCUCUGAGGCCACGCCUCUCAAGGAAAAGCUGAACGACUUUGGCGACACUCUGGCCAAAGUCAUCACUGUGGUCUGCGUUUUGGUCUGGCUGAUCAAUAUCCAGCAUUUCAACGACCCAUCCCAUGGCGGUAGUUGGGCCAAAGGUGCCAUUUACUACUUGAAAAUCGCGGUCUCAUUAGGAGUGGCCGCCAUUCCAGAAGGUCUCGCCGUGGUCAUUACAACAUGCCUUGCUCUGGGGACGAGAAAGAUGGCAGCUAAGAACGCUAUCGUCCGAAGUCUGCCAUCCGUGGAGACUCUCGGAAGCUGCAGCGUUAUCUGCUCUGAUAAGACGGGUACUUUGACCACGAACCAAAUGAGUGUCGGAAAAAUUGUGUAUCUCAAUGAGUCCGGCUCCGAUUUGGAAGAAGUUGAAGUCAAAGGGACCACCUUUUCUCCUAUUGGCGAUCUCAUUUACAACGGGAAGAAACUCGACAAUCCUGCCGUCGAUUCUAGAACCUUGAAAGAGAUGUCGGAGGUUUUAGCUCUUUGCAACGAGGCUCACCUGUCCUAUGAUCCCAAAAACAACACUUUUUCCAGUAUCGGGGAGCCUACCGAAGGUGCACUUCGCGUUCUUGUGGAGAAAAUUGGAGCCGACGAUAUCUCGACAAACAACAUCCGAAAUGGUCUUUCCGGCGCUGACCGAGUCCAUUUUGCUAGUAAACACUACGAAACCAAACUCCCCUUGCAGGCAAUGUACGAAUUUUCGAGAGAUCGAAAGAGCAUGUCGGUUCUGGCUGGAACGGGCGAAGAGCAAAAGUUGUUGGUUAAAGGUGCUCCAGAGUCGAUUAUCGAACGAUGUUCCCAUGUCGUCCUUGGUUCGAAUGGGAAGAAAGUUCCCGUGACGAAGAAACAUUUGGGCCUCAUCGCCGAAGAAGUUGUUGAAUAUGGCCGAAAGGGUCUGCGUGUUCUGGCCCUUGCAACCGUGGAAAAUGUCAGCGGCAACGAGUUGCUUUGGAGCGCCAAGACCUCCAGAGAAUACGCUCAGCUCGAGCAAAACAUGACUUUGAUCGGUUUGGUUGGUAUGCUCGACCCUCCGCGUCCAGAAGUGGCAGCCUCCAUCAGAAAGUGCAAAGAAGCGGGAAUAAGGGUCAUUGUCAUUACCGGUGACAAUCAAAAUACUGCAGAGACGAUUUGCAAACAAAUUGGCGUCUUUGGCCAUGAUGAAGAUCUCACGGGAAAGAGUUACACCGGACGACAAUUCGAAUCUUUGAGUGAGGGUGAGAAAUUGCAAGCAGCAAAGACAGCAUCCCUAUUCUCUCGGGUGGAGCCUACCCACAAAUCUAAGCUUGUUGAUUUGUUGCAGGCCGCUGGGGAAGUCGUUGCCAUGACUGGUGACGGUGUCAAUGAUGCCCCAGCCCUUAAGAAAUCCGACAUUGGAGUUGCGAUGGGUACCGGCACCGACGUUGCUAAACUGGCUGCUGACAUGGUUCUCGCCGAUGACAAUUUCGCCACGAUUGAGAUUGCCAUCGAGGAAGGCCGCACCAUUUACAGCAACACCCAGCAAUUCAUCCGCUAUCUCAUCUCGUCCAACAUCGGUGAAGUAGUAUCCAUUUUCUUGACAGCCGCGCUCGGUCUCCCAGAGGCUUUGAUCCCAGUGCAACUCCUCUGGGUGAACCUGGUCACCGACGGUCUUCCAGCCACCGCCCUCUCAUUCAACCCGGCCGACCACGAUGUUAUGCGCCGCACACCCCGAAAGCGUGACGAACCGCUUGUCAGUGGGUGGUUGUUCUUCCGAUACAUGGUCAUCGGCACUUACGUGGGUGCCGCCACGGUAUUCGGGUAUGUGUGGUGGUUCAUGUUCUACACAUCCGGCCCUCAGAUCUCGUUUCACCAAUUCCGCAGCUUCCACAAAUGCUCGGCAAACGACCCAUUGUUCGCCGACGUGGAUUGCUCCAUCUUCUCCCCCAGCUCGAUCUCCACACGUACUGCUUCGACCGUGUCCCUGUCGAUCCUGGUCGUAAUUGAGAUGUUUAACGCGAUGAAUGCUCUGUCGUCUUCCGAGUCUCUCCUCACGAUGCCCCUCUGGAAGAACAUGAAGCUCAUUUACGCCAUUUGCCUGUCCAUGGCACUGCAUUUUGCGAUUUUGUACACUCCAUUCCUCCAAACACUGUUCUCGAUCGAACCGCUGAACUACACUGAAUGGACGACUGUCUUGUGGAUUUCCGCACCGGUCAUCGUCCUCGACGAGGUGCUCAAGGUUGUCGAGAGAACGUGUUUCCUCUGCACCGCACCGACAGUGAUCGAUGCCCAAUCUAGCAGUGGCAAAGAGGGGAAUGGGUACAUUGCCAAUGGAAAGGUCAAGGCAAAUUGA